AUGCUGAAGAUUAAAUUGGAAUAUGUAAAAAAAAACUUUGCGCUUAGGUCCAUCCUUGAUACAAAACCCGACGCUGAAGUUGUUACGGCGGUGACUCCUAUGUUAAGCGGCGAUGUGGUUGUGAAAAGGAUCCACGAGCGGAAUGAUGCAGCUCGCAGUCAAGAACACGAAGUUCCCUUAACAAGUGACCAUGGAGAUGAAGAGUAUGCUGAACGGGAUGAAGAAGAAGACCAAGUUGUGUCCGUGCAGCCUGUACAACCCAAGGAAGCAUCUGCAGAAGUCGGAAACACUACGAUAAUUCCUUAUCUGGGUAUCGAUUGGUCGGAUCGAGAAACGAUUAUACUAAUCUACAGCUUACUUUUUGGUUUUGCUAUAUUCUUCUUAAUGUGCUUAUUGAUUUGCUAUGUUUGGUGCAGAAAAAGGAGACAAUCGCAUGAUUUUAAGACAAAUUAUUAAAA
Messenger RNA from Strongylus vulgaris, 458 nucleotides. The record is from the annotation of a GenBank genome assembly. Lineage: Eukaryota; Metazoa; Nematoda; Chromadorea; Rhabditida; Strongylidae.